AUGCCAUUCGAACAAAAUAAAUCUAACAUAAAUAUUCUUCCAUCUAAAGAAUCGAAUAGGUAUAUCAAUAAAAAAAAAACGAUGAAUUCUAAAUAUCUUGCUAUGCUAUUGAUGCUCUUUGGUUUAUUAUUCAUAUUGGCACAAUGUGAACGAUUAACAUUAACUGAUAGGUAUGCUGGUGAUAGCGAUAGUGUUGAAGGUGGUGGUGAUGAUGAUAAUUCCGAUGGUGUAGAUGAUGCUUCUUUACGUGAUGAAAAACGAGCUAUUCGUGAUUUUCUUCAAAACGAAGAUGAUGCUAGCCAAUUUCUUGAUCAAUCUCGUCGACUCUUUAGUGAUGCUAAAAGUCAUAUGAAAGAAGCCAAGAAAAAAUAUGAAGACAAAUGUGAACGUCUCCUUCAUCCACGUUAUUGUCCUGAUCUUGCAUCAUGGCCUGCUUGGAAUCAAGCAUGGAGCGCAGCUGGUGGCAAAAAAUAG
Molecule: messenger RNA, 474 nt
Organism: Rotaria sordida
Lineage: Eukaryota; Metazoa; Rotifera; Eurotatoria; Philodinida; Philodinidae
Source: the annotation of a GenBank genome assembly